UGCGUCGCCCGGGGCCUUCCUCUCUAUCCUUCUGUCUCUGUGGUAGCCGGCGGCCGGGGCUCCGCCCCUCUUCGGCUGGCUGCGCGCCCUUCGGACUCUACCCGGAGCGGACCCCGGGCUGCUGGGCUCCCGCGUCUGUCGGAUGUCCCGGGUCAUGUCGGUCCGGAGGCCCGGUCCUGGGGCUGGCGCCAGGCCCAGGUUAGACCUGCAAUUUCUCCAGCGGUUCCUGCAGAUACAGAAAGUGUUGUUUCCCUCUUGGUCAUCACAGAAUUCCUUGAUAUUCCUGACCCUUUUGUGUGUGGCCCUACUGGAACAACUGGUGAUCUACCAGGUUGGCUUAAUUCCCAGUCAGUACUUUGGGGUCCUAGGAAACAAAGACUUGGAUGGGUUUAAGACCCUGACAUUCCUGGCUGUCAUGCUCAUCGUCCUCGAGUCCAUGCUGAAGAGCUUUGACCAGUUCACCUGCAACCUGCUGUAUGUGAGCUGGAGGAAGGGCCUCACGGAGCACCUCCACCGCCUCUACUUCCGGGGCCGCGUGUACUACACCCUUAACGUGCUGCAGGACGACAUCGAUAACCCGGACCAGCGCAUCAGCCAGGAUGUGGAACGGUUCUGCCGGCAGCUCAGCAGCAUGGCCAGCAAGCUGAUCGUCUCCCCCUUCACCCUCAUCUACUACACCUAUCAGUGCUUCCAAAGCACAGGCUGGCUUGGUCCUGUGAGCAUCUUCGGGUAUUUCAUCCUGGGAACCAUGAUGAACAAAAUGUUGAUGGGUCCCAUUGUGGCGAAGCUGAUGCAGCAAGAGAAGCUGGAAGGGGAUUUCAGGUUCAAGCACAUGCAGAUCCGAGUGAAUGCUGAGCCUGCUGCCUUUUUCAGGAGCGUGAGGAGGCACGGGGGCCCCCUAGCCGGGCUGAGGCUCUCCAGGCCCCAUGGACACCCCAGCCUUUCUCAUCAGAGCUGGGCACGUGGAGCACAUGAGGACAGACCGCAGGCUGCAGAGACUCCUUCAGACCCAGAGGGAGCUGAUAUCCAAAGAGCUCUGGCUGUACAUGGCGUCUAUGGAGACCUGAGCCCCACGGAGCUCAGCAGCCUGGUCAGCAAGAAUGCCUUUGUGUGCCUGUACCUCACCAACUGCUUCACCCGGCUCAUCGACCUCUCCGCCACACUCUCCGACGUGGCUGGUUACACACACAGGAUCGGGGAGCUUCAGGAGACCCUGCUGGACAUGUCCCUGAAAUCGAAGGAUGAUGAGAUCCUGGACGAGAGUGAGUGGAACUUGGACAGGCUCUGUGAUGUUUCUGACCUUUCUGUGCAUCAAGGAAUUGUUUCCUGUCCUCCUUGUUUUGGAGGCCCAGGAUGGCCAGGAGCAGAGCCGACAGACACCGCUUUUCUCCUUGAGCGGGUCUGCAUCUCCGCCCCCUCGUCUAACAAACCCUUAAUCAAGGACCUGAGCCUGAAGAUCUCCGAGGGGCAGAGCCUGCUUAUCACAGGCAACACAGGCACGGGCAAGACCUCUUUGCUCCGGGUUCUGGGCGGCCUCUGGGCAAGCACACGAGGCUCAGUGCAGAUGCUGACAGACUUUGGACCCCAUGGGGUGCUGUUCCUGCCACAGAAGCCCUUCUUCACUGACGGGACCCUCCGAGAACAGGUGAUAUAUCCCUUAAAGGAGAUCUACCCGGAUUCAGGUUCUACGGAUGAUGAAAGGAUCAUGAGGUUCUUGGAGUUGGCAGGCCUGUCCAGCUUGGUAGCCAGGACAGAGGGUCUGGACCAGCAGGUCGAUUGGAACUGGUAUGAUGUUCUGUCCCCUGGAGAGAUGCAGAGGCUCUCCUUUGCCCGGCUCUUCUACCUGCAGCCAAAGUAUGCAGUGCUUGAUGAAGCCACCAGUGCCCUGACUGAGGAGGUGGAGAGCGAGCUCUACCGCGUCGGCCAGCAGCUGGGCAUGACAUUUGUCAGCGUGGGGCAUCGGCGCAGCCUUGAGAAGUUUCACUCCUUGGUUCUGAAACUCUGUGGAGAAGGAAGGUGGGAGCUGACCAGAAUCAAAAUGGAAUGAAGCCAAGGAUGUGGCUGGCCACCAGAAGGAGAGCCAAGCUCUUGGAGGUCGAGUCUCCAGGAGAGACCAGGAGGGCUGAUGGGGUGAGGAAUGAGGCCCAGGUUUGCAUCACGGGUCCUGUGUGGGGAGCUCUGGCAGCAGUGGGCUCAGCCCACAUACAGCCUUCGUGGGACACAGUCCCGCCAGGGCUCCUCCUGCUGCUUCAGCCAGAGCUUUGUACACUUGAAGUGCUGAUUACACUAAAGAAAAACCUGAAAGUAUGGGAUCUACAAGAAAUGAAGGGUCAAAAUGGAGAGAGUAUUGGACUUGGAGUCAAGAGACCCAGAAAUCUUUUAGAUCAGUUCUGUUUUGCAACCAUAGGUUUUUAACUUUAAUCAAUUAAUUGUUUAAAUUUUGUAACUUUUUGAAAAAGAAAAGAUAAACUUUUUUUAAAAAACUU
This is a messenger RNA of Vicugna pacos (alpaca), 2486 nucleotides long. NCBI's taxonomy places the organism in Eukaryota, Metazoa, Chordata, Mammalia, Artiodactyla, Camelidae. The record is from RefSeq and is a predicted model, not a curated record.